GACAUGUUUUUAUUCCAGUAUGUGUAUUCGUUUCGUUUACGAAUCACUGAAAUACAAGUUACAUUAUCACACUAAAAAUUUCAUCUGUAUGUUGACAUCAAGACGUUCUGCACUUGAUGGGUUGGGAAUCCUAUAAAUGAAUUAUUAAUGUGUGAGAGUGACACAUUUCUUUAUCUUUUCAAAAGUAAUAGUAAUAUAAAAUUUUUGCAGAAUUUUUCGCACUUAUAGCUAAGAUGGCCUUAGAGUUUUUAUUUGGGCGUCGCAAGACUCCCGAAGAAAUGCUGAGGCAGAAUCAGCGAGCCUUAAAUAAAGCAAUGAGAGAUCUCGACAGGGAGCGUGCUAAAAUGGAGCAACAAGAAAAGAAAAUUAUAAAUGACAUCAAAAAGAUGGCAAAGGAAAACCAAAUGGAUGCUGUAAAAAUUAUGGCUAAGGACUUGGUUCGAACAAGACGCUACGUCAAGAAGUUUAUCCUGAUGCGAGCAAAUAUUCAAGCAGUUUCUUUGAAGAUUCAGACGUUGAGAUCACAAAAUGCAAUGGCUAAUGCUAUGAAAGGUGUCACUAAAGCAAUGCAGAGCAUGAACAAACAGUUGAAUUUACCUCAAAUUCAGAAAAUAAUGCAGGAAUUCGAAAAGCAAAGUGAAAUCAUGGACAUGAAAGAGGAAAUGAUAAAUGAUACCAUCGAUGAUGCCAUGGGAGAUGAUGAGGAUGAAGAAGAAAGUGAUGCCAUUGUUGCCCAAGUCUUGGAUGAAUUGGGAUUGGAUGUGAGUGAUAAGUUGAAGGAUCUUCCGAGCACAGGAGGAACUCUGAGUGCUGGUGUCUCCACAAAUAAAGAGACUCCUCUUGCAGAUGUUGAUGCAGAUUUGCAAGCUAGGCUCGAAAACUUAAGGAGAGAGUGAAUAUUUUUUCACAUUUCUGUGUUUUGUAUUGACGAUUUUGUUUUAAUUGUUUUGUUUACAUUUUGUAAAAUUCCAUUAAUUGCUCCUAUAUUUUUAAUAAGAGCUUCUUGUAAAAACUGUUACUGUAGUGAUGUUAAAAUAAUAAAGAGAAUUUUUAUUUGA
This is a messenger RNA of Uloborus diversus, 1058 nucleotides long. It is a transcript of the gene Vps2, whose product is annotated as charged multivesicular body protein 2a-like. The record is from RefSeq and is a predicted model, not a curated record. Gene Ontology annotation, biological process: endosome transport via multivesicular body sorting pathway; late endosome to vacuole transport; protein transport. The coding region runs from base 234 to 896 and encodes 220 amino acids. Gene Ontology annotation, cellular component: ESCRT III complex; multivesicular body. The transcript has 5 exons. NCBI's taxonomy places the organism in Eukaryota, Metazoa, Arthropoda, Arachnida, Araneae, Uloboridae.